AUGCUCACAGCAAUCAUUGUUCCUGCACUGGGGCCAUGGGACACAGAGACCCAGAGACCUCUCCAGGCCAUUGCUGUUUGUUCUGUCUUGGAGCAGUGUGAGGAGAGGAGAUCAACCCCCAAACUGAGCAAGGCCUGCACACUGCUGCACCCCUGUGUCCCACUCAGAUGUCCCGCCACCAUUGCCAUCAUACCCAAGAGAAAGGAUGAAGGGGAUACUAAAGGAGAUAAAGCCAAGGUGAAGGAUGAACCACAGAGAAGAUCUGCCAGGUUAUCAGCUAAACCUGCUCCUCCAAAGCCAGAGCCCAAGCCUAAAAAGGCCCCUGCAAAGAAGGGAGAGAAUGUACCGAAAGGGAAAAAGGGGAAAGCUGAUGCUGGCAAAGGUGGAAAUAAUCCUGCAGAUAAUGGAGAUGCCAAAACAGACCAGUCACAGAAAGCUGAAGGUGCUGGAGAUGCCAAGUGAAGUAUGUGCAUUUUUGAUAACUGUAUUUCUGGUGACUGUACAGUUUGAAAUACUAUUUUUUUAAAUCAAGUUUUGUAAAAAUGCAGAAUUUUGUUUUAUUUUUUUUAAGCUGUGUUGUUAGCACACAGAACACUUCAUUGUUAUUUUUUUUGGGAAAGACAUAUAGUACUAAUAGAAUAUCUUCAAAGCUAGAUUGACAUAGGGGAGAAAUACCUUUCCCUUCUAGUUUUGGGAAAAUUUCUCUUGGUUCCUGGGAGGAGGGAUCUCUUGAUGUUGGCACACAUUAGCCAUCUUGGCACAAACACCUUGUCGUGUGGGAAAACUAAAAUUCAUGUUUAUGCCCUUUUCUCCCUCUCCACUAUAAGCAUAGACUUUGGCUGUCUUAAGCCCAGAGACCUACUGGGAUCUGAUCUAAAAAAAUUGAUUUCCAGUAUGUUGGGCAAACUGGAUUUUCCAGUGUCACCGUUGAGAUGACAUUCCUCAAAAGAGAAGCAGUUCUUUUUUUAGAUUGUGGAUCUACAGAUUGAUAUUCUCUGCCAUUUUCAUUACAUUUCCUGAAAUUCAGGGUCAGCUUGUGAAAAGUUGUU
This is a messenger RNA of Pipistrellus kuhlii (Kuhl's pipistrelle), 1049 nucleotides long. Its product is annotated as non-histone chromosomal protein HMG-17-like. Gene Ontology annotation, molecular function: nucleosomal DNA binding. The record is from RefSeq and is a predicted model, not a curated record. The coding region runs from base 1 to 462 and encodes 153 amino acids. Gene Ontology annotation, cellular component: chromatin; nucleus. The transcript is spliced from 2 exons. Gene Ontology annotation, biological process: chromatin organization. NCBI's taxonomy places the organism in Eukaryota, Metazoa, Chordata, Mammalia, Chiroptera, Vespertilionidae.